AAAAUCUUGGGUGAGAAUUAUCGAAAGCUUUGAAUAAUGAGAGCACUGGCGGCGGCACAGCCGUUGCUUUCCGAUUUGCCGAGUCUUGUUCGCUCAUGGCUUCCGCCGUCUUCAAGCUUCAAGGCGUUUUCUUCUUCUUCUCCUUCGUCGGAUUCGGACCUUCGGAAUCAGUCUCGCGGUGGCCUCCCUCGAUUCUUCUCCGACGAUCUUCCAUCGCGCAAGGGUGGAAUGGUUCGUGUUCAAGGCUCUGAGUUUUGGCAUAUGGCUAAAGUUCUAAGAUUGAAAGCUGAAGACAGGGUAGAACUCUUUAAUGGCAAAGGAGGUUUGGUAGAAGGUUGUAUACAAAACAUAGACAAAACUGGAGUUGAUUUCGUCGCACAAGAAGAUCAGAAGGUGGUUCUUCCUCAGGGCAUCCAGUGGCAGGUGUUUGCAGCUUUUGGCACUUUGAAGGGUGGUAGAGCAGACUGGCUAAUUGAGAAAUGUACCGAACUUGGAGCGAGUAGUGUCACACCACUUUUAACAGAAAGAUCUUCCGUAAUCUCUGAUAACCGGGUUGAUAGAUUGGAGCGUGUUAGUUUUGCUGCUGCUAAACAAUGCCAAAGGCUACAUCAAAUGGUACUUAGCCCUCCGAUCAAAUUUAAUGCCCUCUUGGAUCAUAUUUCCAAGUCAAAGUUAUGUUUGAUUGCUACAGCCGAAGCUACACCUCUUCUAAAUGCAGUAAAAUCCUCAGGCAAAGAAAGUAGCGGACUGUUAAUUGUUGGACCAGAAGGCGAUUUCACGAAGAAAGAGGUGGAGAUGAUGUUGGAAGCAGGCGGCACAGCUGUUGGACUUGGACCACACCGGUUGCGAGUUGAGACGGCAACCAUUGCGCUUUUGGCCACUUUAGUGAUGUGGUCUGACUCUCAGGAGACAGUCUAAAUGGUUACCGGGCUGAAAGUGUUUGUUACCCUUGUGUUCUGAGAUUUUGGUUGAGUAAAGGUCUGUGGAUUCUAUUUA
This is a messenger RNA of Raphanus sativus (radish), 996 nucleotides long. RefSeq lists its product as uncharacterized. Gene Ontology annotation, molecular function: rRNA (uridine-N3-)-methyltransferase activity. The record is from RefSeq and is a predicted model, not a curated record. Gene Ontology annotation, biological process: rRNA base methylation. Lineage: Eukaryota; Viridiplantae; Streptophyta; Magnoliopsida; Brassicales; Brassicaceae. The transcript is spliced from 8 exons. Bases 37 to 918 code for a protein of 293 amino acids.